CAAACGCAAUCCCGUCUCUGUUUGGUUCUUACUUCCUUCCCUCGUCGCCCUCAUUUCACCAUAUAAACGCUCGCUCAAAGUUUCAAUAUUUAGCUCUCUUUUGCAACCAGAUCAAAGAACGAUGAUGGAUAACAAUAAAUUCAUACACUUAUCUUAAAAACCCAGAAUUCCUUUAAUAAAAAAAUCUCUCCAAUGGCCACCAGCGCCACUGCCACUGCCACGGCCACUGCAACUGCAACAGCUCUCUCUCUCGUUCCAUCUUUAGGAUUCACUUCCUCUUCUAACUCUAAUGCUUCUACUUCUUCAUCAUUCUUAACCGGUGGCACCCACUUAUGGUCUCAUAAGAAAUUUGCUUCUGUUUCUUUAACCUAUUUAUCUCCUGCUUCUGUUAAGUUCAGGACCAACUCAACGAAUCGUUUUAGACCCUUUGUCAGUGCUUCUGGGGAUUACUAUGCUACUCUUGGAGUUUCAAAAGCUGCUAAUAUUAAAGAAAUCAAGGCCGCUUAUCGAAGGUUAGCUCGCCAGUACCACCCAGAUGUUAACAAGGAACCUGGAGCAACUGAAAAGUUCAAGGAGAUAAGUGCUGCUUAUGAGGUGCUAUCAGAUGAUAAAAAGAGGGCUCUGUAUGAUCAGUAUGGUGAAGCUGGAGUUAAAAGUACAGUAGGUGGUUCAUCAAGUGCUUAUACGACUAAUCCUUUUGAUCUAUUUGAGACAUUCUUUGGGCCAAGCAUGGGUGGCUUUCCUGGCAUGGAAACUGGGUUCAGGACUAGCCGUCGUAGUACCAUUACUAAGGGUGAAGACUUACGGUGAGUUAUGAUUAAGUUUUACCCAAUGGAUGGUGUCUCACCUCAUCUUAUAGCACCAGUUAAUAUGAGGAUAUUAAUUGGAUUUAGUUGGCCUUAUGUAGUCUGAUAAUUUAACUUUACCAGUAUUGUUGUCCGGUUUGCUUAUUGAUAAAUUUGAUUAGCUAUGAUGCGCCAACACACCUUCAAUAAAGGUAUGAAAUGUUGUGACUAUAUAUUUAUGUUUGUUGAUAGAUGGUUAUAAGUUUGAUAUUGAAUUCAAACAUUCCUUUCCUUUCUAUUUCCUUUUCUCUUACAUGCUUUAUACACUUCUAUAUUUGAUAUUCUCCUCAUUUGCAUUUCCAUGUUGUAGUCGAUAUAUGUUCUGUUCUCUGUGUGGGAAAACUUGUAUGCAUGUGUAAUGCAAAUUUGCAGACACAGAUAGGUGAUCUAUACAACUGGACUUUAUAAUAUGUUGGUUUGAUACAUUGAUUUUUAAGGUAUGUGCUAUUUAAUUGUCAAAAAAAAAAAAAAAAAAAAAAAAAAAAAA
Messenger RNA from Jatropha curcas, 1332 nucleotides. Lineage: Eukaryota; Viridiplantae; Streptophyta; Magnoliopsida; Malpighiales; Euphorbiaceae. The record is from RefSeq and is a predicted model, not a curated record.